Molecule: messenger RNA, 7466 nt
Organism: Lytechinus variegatus (green sea urchin)
Lineage: Eukaryota; Metazoa; Echinodermata; Echinoidea; Temnopleuroida; Toxopneustidae
Product: receptor-type tyrosine-protein phosphatase mu-like
Exons: 31
Coding region: 494-5314 (1606 amino acids)
Biological process (GO): protein dephosphorylation
Molecular function (GO): protein binding; protein tyrosine phosphatase activity
Source: RefSeq, a predicted model, not a curated record
UUAUGGAGUGGAUGUAGGGGGCUAGCUAGGCUUGUGGACUUAAUUUAGGCCCCACGAAGAUUCGUCCAAAUGGGCCUGCUUUUCUCUGAUGUCUGGCCUGCUAAAAUAUAAUAUUUCUAUCUUGAACAAUUUAUGUCGGCUUGCUCACCUGCGACCUUCCGUAGAGCUAUUUAUUUCGCAUUUCAAUAUGUUAGGUAAACAACGACAGUAAAUAUGAUCUUUGUAACCUAGCUGGGGCGAGCGUAGUACAGAAUGAACAAAGCGGCUAAACGGACGGACCCCUAAUCUACUUUCGGAAAAUCACGGUUCAAUGUUAAUGUGUCAACAAUGAAGGCGACUGUCAAGUUCCACAACAAGGAAGUGAAUGCCCCGAAAUUCGUCAUUAUGUACUUUCUUGAGGAAGAAGAAGGAUAUGGGAUGCCGAUUCGAUUCGGACUACUGAUUAACAGGGAAAAGGAUCUUUAUAUGAUUAUGAUCGAGACCAUUGUUCAGGAUGGAUGACUAUUUUGCUAAGCUGAUUCUGCUUUGUGCAUGGUUAGUGCUCUAUGCCUCCAAAUUGAACGGUGAGGUGGUACAUAUCACAGUGCUGACCAUUGGAUAUACCAAGAUAGAGACAUCCGAUGAUGUACAGUACCAAUGUUACCGCAGUGAACCAGAUAAGGAUGCCACAUUGUCAUUUGGACGAUCUGCACCCAUAACAACAGAUUUGGCACCACCACCAGAAAGGAGACACCCUAAUGAUGUAGAUAUAUGGAUGGUUUGGUUCUCUGAUCAUGGGGAUACUUGGCAUACCAAUGGUUUUGGUCCCUUCUACUGUGAGGCUGCUAAGGAUGCUCGAGAUGUAACAAGGGUCACUACAUUUUUUCAGAGAAAUGAUACUAAAUUCAUACCAAGUGAUGGAGUGUUUACGAGGACAGUCAAUGUGAAUGACACAGGAGUGGUGAUCUCAAUGACUAAUCGAUACCAACCUGAUGAUGAUGGCAAUGUGAUUACAUGGAGGAAAGAUGGUGGUGAUGUUCUCACACAAUUUGAGGGACAGACCAAUAUCAGCUUUCAAAAUCCAAUCCAGAUAUCAGACCGAGGUAUCUAUGAGAUCUAUUAUCAUGGCGAGAGAUAUCAAAACAGAGGAGGAAUGUUCAGACUUAUUGUCAGAGAAUGUCCUGCUGGUAAGUGGGGCCCACCUGAAUGCUAUGAUAUCUGUGAUAACUGCUACAAUGGUGGAGUCUGUGAUGAUAAAUCUGGUCUUUGUAUCUGUCCUAACAACUUCAUGGGAAAAAAUUGUUUAGAAAUUUGUCGGGAGGAUGGUGGAAAUCGUUUUGGCUUAAACUGCGAGUUUAAGUGUUCGUACCGAAAAGCAGAUGGAAGUAAUUGGUGCCAUGGAAAUCUGUUUUGUCUACCUGAUCCUUAUGGAUGUUCAUGUGAUGUUGGUGCUCAUGGUCUUGAAUGCAAUACACCAUGUGAUGUUGGCACAUAUGGUCCAGGAUGCUCACAAACAUGUCACUGUGCUAAUGUAUCAUCAUGUGACCCUUUUAGUGGAAUAUGUACUACAGGUGGAUGUCAGUCUGGCUGGUCAGGGGACAAUUGUCAAAAAUGUGAAGAAGGUAUGUUUGGUCUGGAUUGUCUUCAGCAAUGCCACUGUGCUCCAGAAGCAUGUGAAAAACAGACAGGACUGUGCAAAAGACAGUGUAUUGAUGGCUGGAUUGGACAAUACUGUCAAACAAGAAUAUCACGCUAUGACGUAGAAAGAGUGAAUCCAUACCAACCAUCAAUCAUCACAUGUUAUGCUGAGGGGAUUCCACUUCCUGAUGCCUCAUCAGUUGAUCUUCGUCGACGUACUGAUACCAACACUUAUAAUACCACAGGAAUCACGAAGCGAUCAAGCUCAGUAUUAGGGUCGGAACGGGCUGUUCUUUUUGAUAUUGAAAAUGUUUAUCCACCAGAAGAUGGAUACUAUGUCUGUGGUCUUAUUGUAGAAAACCAGUUCUACCCAAGAAACAUUACUAAUGCAACUUAUGUUCUACCAGUCAUAAAUACGAUACCAUCUAUUGUCAGCACCACUUCAACUUCAGUAUCUCUACAAUGGAAUGCCUGGUCUGCAGGAGAAGACAUAGGCGAUCCUCCUCUUGUAGGAUAUGAUGUAUUUGUAAGAAAAGGUGGCAACUGGGAAACGGAUCAGAGAGUAGGUCACUCUAGCACUUCAGCUAAUGUUAGUAACUUGACUCCUGACACAGACUACAGGUUUCGUGUUGCUGCCGUGAGGGAAGGAGGGGGUGGAACAGGUCCUUGGUCUCCAAGGAUUGAUGCUAUCACUCUUUGUACCGCACCAAUGUCUCCCCCAACUGGAAUACAGGUGACAGCUAACAAUCCUAAGGAACUAAAUGUGACAUGGGAGUUCCUCUCAUUGGAAUCAGCAAACUGCAGGAGUGGUGUGACCCAUUAUAUGAUUUACUAUGCUCUCUCUGGUUCAUCGUCCACAAACUCUCGCAAUGUUUCUAAUGAUACAAGCUCCUAUACGAUAACAGGGUUAGGGACCUAUCUCAACUAUACCAUUCAAAUAAGUGCUUCAAAUAAAGAUGAGGAAGGUGGCAAGAGCAGUGAGACAACUGGCCAAACACAGGAAGAAGUUGCACCUGCACCCAUCAAUCUGUCCAUACCUAGGAGUACCACCAGUACCUUCACUGUUGCAUGGUCCACUCCGCUACCGGCUAACCUGAACGGUGAUAUCCAGAUGUAUGUCAUCCGCUACCAGCAAACCGAUCCACUGACUGCUGAUAACUAUACGUUAGAAGAAGAUACAGACAGUUUGCUUGAGUAUACCGUUGAAGGCCUGCAAGCAGAAACCAAUUACUCAGUGCAGGUGCAGACUGUGAAUGGAGCUGGUUCUAGUGAUUGGUCAGAACCUAUUAAUGCUAAGACAAUAAAAUCAGGGGUGACGCCUGGUCCGUCAGUAGGACCAAUAGUAGGGGGUGUGAUGGGUGCUUUCAUUAUAAUCGCUCUUGUCAUCAUUCUCGUCUUUGGCAUCCUUAGAAAAAGAAGACACCAAAAAGAGCAGGAUUCAAUGCCAAAUAAUAAGACAAAUGGUGUUCCAGCUGUCAUAUACGAAAACCAAGAGAUCGUGGACCAGAACAAGGCAGUUGAUAGCUGUUUGUAUGAUAAUAUGGCCAUCGAGAAGGACACCUACAUGUAUGAAGGAGUUGACCUAUCUACAAUAGGCUCAACCUCAAAACCAGCCAUCCAACCAAGGGUGGAAUCCAAAAACGUAAACGGCAAGCCAGUGGCUGUUGUACGACCCGAGAAACCUGAACCCAAGGAAAGACCUCCACCUCAACCAAAGCCGUUUGCGGUCUAUGCCAAAGAGAAAGCUGACAUUAACCUCCCCAAUGAUAAUGCUAAUAGAUAUGAGGAACCGGGGAAGAAGAGCGACAAGCCAAUGAUUGUGCCCAGAGACCGAUCAAGGAGUCAGGAGAAUCUUGAAGAAAGUGGGGAGCCAGGAGGGGAUAUCUACCAGAAUGUGGCAUCUGUAAAAGUGAUCUUGGCGACAGACCUUGAGGAAUAUGUGAAGGACAAGCAACGUGGACAGACCAGUGAAUUGGCUCAGGAGUUCAAUCUUAUCAGUGCAAACCAAAUACAUCCUUGGACAGUUGCAUUCAAAGAGAAGAACAAGCCUAAGAAUCGCUUCAGGAAUAUCAUCGCAUAUGAUCAUUCUCGUGUUGUGUUAGAGAAAGUGGAUGGUGAUCCUCACUCGGACUACUACAAUGCCAACUAUAUCAAUGACUUCAAAGGAGACAGAGCCUUUAUUGCAUCACAAGCACCUAACACAGCAUCUUUGACUGCUUUCUGGAGGAUGCUCUGGCAAGAGAAUGUUGAAACAAUUGUCAUGGUUACCAACUUGAUUGAAUCAGGAAAGGAUCGUUGUAGGCAGUACUGGCCAAAGAACCCAAGAACCGUUGAAGUAAUUGGUGACUUUUCCCUCUUCUUGGUAGAGACGGAACAAUUCUCAGACCACAUUGUGCGAACUGUUAUGGUUAAAAGGACUGGAGAUGGACUGGAUGAUGACGAUGCAGAUGAGGAGAAGAGAACGAUUACGCAAUACCAUUACCUGUCUUGGCCUGAUAUGGGUGUGCCGGAGCAUUAUACCACCCUCAUCAAUUUCACCGAGUCUGUCAAGAAACACCAUAGGAGGCUGCAAUCUGCAGGGCAUGCAAGUCCUAUGCUUGUUCAUUGCAGUGCUGGCGUUGGGAGGACAGGAACCUUCAUAUGUCUGUACAACAUGCUUGAUAUGAUGAGGGAAGAAGGCAAGGUAGACAUCUUUGGCUUUGUCUCAAAGAUGAGAGACAAUAGGUUCAAGAUGGUCCAGACAAAGGAGCAAUAUAUCUUCCUGUACAAUGCCUUGUUGGAGGUCUACCUGAGUGGUGACACCGAGAUACCAGUUGCCAAAUUUAGAGAGAAGAUGAACACCUUGCACAGAGCAAACUCUGUGACAAAGAAGGAAAAUAUUCAGGUAGAAUUUGAGACUCUUCAUGCAUUGACUCCAACACCGGCUGCUAAUAGCUUUCGAAGUGGCAGGGCCUCCAUUAAUCGAAAGAAGAACCGUUUUCCUGACAUUUUGCCUCUGGAGCGUAACAGGCCAUAUCUUGCAUCAGCCGGGUUUGCUGAUAGUACCGACUACAUCAAUGCCUCAUUCAUGAAUACAUUCCUGAAGAAGGAUGUGUUUCUAGCUACCCAGUCUCCUUUACCUAACACAGUGGUUGAUCUGUGGAGGCUGGUAUUUGAUUGGAAGUGUCCAGUUAUUGUCAUGCUCAAUGAAUUGGAUAGGGAUGACUGUGUCCAGUACUGGCCAGAAGAGGGCAGCAUUGCCUUUGGAUCACUGGAGGUGACCGCUCUGGAAUCGGAGAGUACGAUGAACUUUGUAAAGAGGAAUCUAACCCUUUCUAAUGACUGUGGAGAGAGUAUGACCAUUGAACAUUUUGAGAUGUUAGGAUGGGGGAUGUCACACAACAAACCAGACUCUCCUGUAUCUUUGAUUAAACUCAUUGAAGCUGUAGAGGGCAGCAUCAAGAAGGCAGAGAGCAAGGGACCAGCUAUUGUUCAUUGCAUAAAUGGUAUCGGCCGCAGUGGAGUGUUCUGUGCUUUGUGGUCCAUUAUGGAGAAACUGAGGAAAGAUAAUACCAUAGACAUCUUCCAAGCCGUCAAGAGACUCAGAUCAAGCAGACCAAACAUGGUCGAAACAUUGGAUCAGUACGAGCUUUGCUAUGAUGUCAUAAAUCAACAUUUGCAUCAGUUUGAAGAAUACGCAAAUCUUGACGUGCUGUAAAUCCAAAGAUGAACUCCGUCAUUUGGCCCAGGGUUAUUUUCUAAAUCAAUAACACAAGUUGUAUGUUUAUGUGCAUUUUGUGAUGGCCUUUUUUUGAAACACUGUAACCUCUUCAUUCACCUACACAGUAUGUACAUCAGUGAAUGAAGAGGAAACAUGAUCUCUGCAGACCUGAGAUGGGUAACUCGGCUCAAGACCCAUGAACACAAAGCCGAGCAAUUGAUUAAUGAAGAAAAAUUGUAUAAAAAAGGGUAGAUUAUGAUCAAUCCAGUUAUGUUACAUUAAUCUGUCCUAAUAUCAAUUGGUAAGUCAAGUGAAUGAGAGCCACUCAACCACUUAAUCCUCUUCAUCCAAGCAUCAACUUCCUCAAUGAGCAUUUUCAUUGAGAAGAACAUGAUAUCUUUAAGAGUUAAGUUUGUGCUUAUUUUAUUAGAAAAUGACUCUGGACAUUCUCUUUUUGAGGUCAACGACUCUGGUCAUUCUCUUUUUGAGGUCAAUGGUCCAAACCCAGUGUCAUGUCUAUUUGGAGAUGAUUGAUACAUGUCUGUGAGAGCAUGAUUAUACUCAUUCCCAUAAUAACAAUGUGUUAUGUAUUGCCAUAUUACCUGUCUCAUUAAAAAGUAAGAAAAGUAAUUAAAUAAUUGAUAUACAACUCGUACAUUUCAAGCAACUAUUUUGUAAAAUGUGGUCCCUGUCUUCUAACCCUAAUCCUAGAUGUAAUACUUCAAAACACUCAGUCUGACCCUCUUCUCUAUUAGGAUCAAGCAAUUCUAUUUGGGAAGAACGAUACGAUAUGUCCUGUUAGACUAAAAACUGUUUUUAUGAUAUCUGUGAUUUCUUUUAAUGAGGUUAUGUUUAAAGCUGGCUUUUUGAUGUAAUUAGUUACACACUGUAUCUUUUGAGUAAAUUAUUUUAUGUAUACACAAACACAUUUCUACUACUUUCAUAAAAGUUAGGAAGUUUUUUUUAAGUAUUGAAAGUUUAUUGAAACUCAAGACCCUGUAGGGGUAUAUGAGUACAAUGAAAAUUUACAACAUAACACAUCUACAUAGAACAAUUUACAAUAAUAAUGAAAUGUUGAUAUGCCUAUCUCUAGAUUAUAAGUAAUGGUAAUUGUAUUGAUGAUGUUUGACUAUUUUAUCAUGUUUACCUUUAUAACAACUCUUUUGAAUAGAAUUUUAAACUGUGCUCCUCUAUGUAAGCUCAGGUUGUAAUUUGGAUAGGUUGAUUUCUCACUUCUUUUAUAUUCAUUAAAUGUUUGAAUCUUAACAGCACCUGGAAUAUGAGAAAUCUCACUUGAAUUUGUUUGUUAUGUUCAUUUGCUAUGACUUGCCCAAUUAAAUGAAUGUGAAACAAGUACUUAAAUCAUGAUAAGCAAUCACGAUGUGACAAAUUUACCUUCCUUUAUGUUCUUUUUUCCCCAAACAUAUUAACAAUUAACUUUCCCCUCAUGUGUCGUAAUCAAGAGGAUUAUUCAUGGAAUAUGUUUUUACUUUGAUAAAUCAGAAAGAUAUUGUAAUGUUAUACAUACCAGUACUAAUAUAUGUGUUUCUAUCAGGAAAUUAGGCCAAAAUAGUACUUCCAAAGUUUAUUUAACUUACAAAUGAAAUUAUUGUGGUAAUAAGUUAAUUGUAUUGGCCAUUUUGGGUUUCUUUUUGUAGUAGUUGCUUUGUUAUGACCUCACCAUGUAGCAUAUUAUACAAGGUUUUUGCAAGUGUGGAUUUAACUGUUAAGAUGUAUGCCUCUGUUUGGGAUAUUGUAUUUUUAUGCCUUUAACUGGAAUAAUAUAGUUAAUGUUUCAUUUGAAAAAAUUGUAUGCACUUUCUUUGUACUGCUUUUAGAUCGAUAAAGAACUGACUUGUAUAUUUUGCUGUUUCAUAGGUAAUGACUAAAUUUAUAUUUUAUUUUUCAAGUGAUAUAUUAUAUUUUGGACAUUGAAUUCCAUUCUUGCUGAAUAAAUAUUGAAAUAGUACUAUUGACAAUACAUUUAAGAUGUUUAUAUUGUGAAAUGUAUAUUGUACUUCACUACACAUAAUUUUGGAAAAUUCUACUGUUUUCUUUAUUGUUAGAAAUUUCAUAUUGACAAUAUUUUUUUCUUUAUUACCCUUGACCACCUGGAAUAACCUGUUUUUUUUAAUAUGUCUCUUAUAGA